GUUUUCGUGUGGAUAAUAUCAAGCAGAUCUACGGUAUAUGGAAAGUUUUAUAUAUACAAAUCAAGCUUUUAUGUGGCGAUCCUUGUUUGUUGCCCGCGUUUGUCAUCUAGAUCUUCAAGUCCCGAUGUAACAUCGAUGGCAGUAUCGGCAAUUUGAUGAUGUCGAUGUCGCUGAUUGUAGUAUGAUCGAAGAUUGAACAGUUAGCUGAAUUUUGAAGUCUUUAUAAGCCGCUUCAUCCAGUUUGGAAAUUGUGUGUAUAUUCUUCUAUUUCUAGAUUAUACCAAGAUUUCUGCUUAAUUCUCAUAUAUACCCACCCCUCUUCAUAUUGCUUGUUGUUGAAAUAAUUAACUAUUGAUAUCCAAACAUUCAUCAAUAUGAUUGAAAAACGAGCCAACGAUGCAUUGCACGCAAAUCCAGAUGUUUUUCACUACCCAGCGAGCUCCGAUAUCAGCAUCACAACCCAUGGAAGUGAUGUGUAUUGGGCCAUUACUGCUGCAAUGGCCUUUGCAACUAUAGUUUUCCUGGCUUUGAGCUUCCGAGUUCCACGAAGCAAGCGUGUCUUCCAUUACAUCACUGCGGCCAUUACUAUGACGGCCUCGAUCGCGUACUUUACCAUGGCGUCAAAUUUGGGCUAUGCUUCUAUCAUUCAGGAAUUCCAACGAAGCGAUCCUAAAGUCAGUGGUGUAUAUCGAGAAAUUUUCUACGUGAGAUAUAUCGAUUGGGUUGUCACAACUCCUCUUUUACUUUUGGACAUCCUGUUAACUGCAGGUCUUCCAUGGCCAACGAUAUUGUUCACAAUCUUCUUGGACGAGAUUAUGAUUAUCACCGGUCUCGUUGGUGCUCUCGUUGCAUCUUCUUAUAAGUGGGGAUAUUUCGUCUUCGCAAUGGCUGCCCUCUUUGGUAUUGCUUGGAACAUUCUCUUCGUCGGAGCUCAACAUGCCAAAGCUUUGGGCAGUGAAGUGAAUAAAGUAUACUGGACUUGUGGAGGCGUUACCAUGUUCCUCUGGUUUCUCUACCCUAUCGCCUGGGGUCUUUCAGAAGGUGGAAAUGUCAUUGCACCCGAUUCAGAAGCAGUCUUCUACGGCGUUCUCGAUGUCCUUGCCAAGAUUGGCUUUGGUUCUCUCUUAUUGUUUGGUCAUCGUAAUAUCGAUCCUGCGCAUCUGGGUCUGCAUAUUAGGGAUUACAAUGAACAGCCAAGGACAUUCAAUGACAAGGAUGUUGGCCAUCAUAAUGGUGCCCAUCAUGAUGGUGCACAUGUUCCGGUUACGAACAAUGGUUAUCGUGAAGGACAGAAUACUCCAGCGGCUACUGCAGUUAAUUCAAACCAUGCGGUUAAUGAUGCGGCUUACAAUAAUACGGGUACUGUUCCUGUUAAUUCGUCGGUUGUUUAAACAACGGGCUUGUGAUCGCUUGGACGAUAAAAUGGUUAAGGGAUUUUGGAUCCGGAAAUGUGGAAUAGAGGUUCUAGCUGGGCAUGCUAUGAAUGUCUAUUCGACAUGAUGGCAUGUAGGCUCACCAAAGUGAAAAGGUGGAGAAUAUAAGUCGUGGAAGUCUCGCACUGGAAACUUUUGGUUCUGCAGGGAUGAGCAUGGGAAUAUGCUUGUGCUUUUUUAUGUGUUUUACUGUUUAAUGAUAAUGUGGAUGAGGGAGAUGAAGGAUAUAAAUAUUUGGAAUUGGGCGGGAGAUGUGGAUGGAUUGGUUGUUGGCGAUGACUUUUUUUUUCUUCUUCUUUUCUUUUCUAGUGUAUCUACUUUUUUACUUUUUUCCUAGAUGAAUUAUGAUGAUUGUGAUUUA
Botrytis cinerea B05.10 is the source of this 1794-nucleotide messenger RNA. RefSeq names its product Bop2 (gene Bop2). Gene Ontology annotation, biological process: monoatomic ion transport. Gene Ontology annotation, molecular function: monoatomic ion channel activity. The transcript has 2 exons. The record is from RefSeq and is a predicted model, not a curated record. Gene Ontology annotation, cellular component: plasma membrane; endoplasmic reticulum. The coding region runs from base 375 to 1391 and encodes 338 amino acids. NCBI's taxonomy places the organism in Eukaryota, Fungi, Ascomycota, Leotiomycetes, Helotiales, Sclerotiniaceae.